AUGAUCUUCAGCUCCUCCAUCUACCCCAAUCUCCAGUUUCCAAAGUCUUCAACCCGAUAUCCACCCUCCAAACUAUUCCCUCUGAUCUCCAGCCCCCAAACCAUCUACCCCAAUCUCCAGCCCCCAAACAAUUCACCCCAAUCUCCAGCCCCCAAACCAUCUACCCCAAUCUCCAGCCCCCAAACAUUUCACCCCAAUCUCCAGCCCCCAAACCAUCUACCCCAAUCUCCAGCCCCCAAACAAUUCACCCCAAUCUCCAACCCCCAAACCAUCUACCCCAAUCUCCAGCCCCCAAACCAUCUACCCCAAUCUCCAGCCCCCAAACCAUCUACCCCAAUCUCCAGCCCCCAAACAUUUCACCCCAAUCUCCAGCCCCCAAACCAUCUACCCCAAUCUCCAGCCCCCAAACAAUUCACCCCAAUCUCCAACCCCCAAACCAUCUACCCCAAUCUCCAGCCCCCAAACCAUCUACCCCAAUCUCCAGCCCCCAAACCAUCUACCCCAAUCUCCAGCCCCCAAACCAUCUACCCCAAACUCCAGCCCCCAAAAUAUUCACCCCAAACUCCAACCCCAAAACCAUCUACUCCAAUCUCCAGUCCCCAAAUUCUUCAUCCUGAUCUCCACUCCCCCAAAAUUAUUCACCCCAGUCUCCACCUCCCAAACAAACCAUUCUGA
Molecule: messenger RNA, 675 nt
Organism: Rana temporaria (common frog)
Lineage: Eukaryota; Metazoa; Chordata; Amphibia; Anura; Ranidae
Product: extensin-like
Exons: 1
Coding region: 1-675 (224 amino acids)
Source: RefSeq, a predicted model, not a curated record